AGUUUGCUUUCCUUACUGCGGUAUUAUUAGACACAGACACACGAACGAGCCGUUGCAUUUUCAACUUGCGCCUGUAAAGCAGCUCCAGCGGAAGUUGAGAGUGGAAAAGUGCAGUUACCUCCGAACCUGUGGCAUAGAAAUAACAGCAACACCUACCACAGCUACCGCUGCAAAGUAGAAAAUAAUGUUAGCCUCCAAAGGGAAACCCUUUUCGUUCGAUCAGACGGAGUUGAAUCCAUCGCGCAGCAAGCCGUCAAUUCAACAAACGAUAAUGGAGGUGAUAGUGUUCCUGCUGACAUCGUUAGGGUACAUACUGCAGGCAAUUUACUAUCAAAUAUUCGGUGUUUCAAAGAAAGACCUGAAUGGAGAAAUAGCACUUGUGACUGGUGGUGGUGGUGGGCUCGGAAGGUUGCUGGCCCUUCGGCUCAUAAAGCUCGGAGCCAAGGUUGUGCUGUGGGAUAUUAAUCAGGAAGGACUAGACGAGUCGGUAAAACUGAUUCAAUCCCUAGGAGGGCUUUGUAAAGGUUAUAAAGUGGACAUCUCCAAUAAAGAUGAAGUGUAUAACUAUGCCAAAAUACUGCAGGAAGAUGUUGGUGAUGUUACGUUAUUAUUCAAUAACGCAGGGGUUGUUUCUGGACGUGCGCUUCUAGACACUCCCGACCACUUGAUAGAACGUUCUUUCAGCGUUAAUGUGCUUGCACAUUUCUGGACGACGAAAGCUUUCCUCCCGGCAAUGUUGAAACACGACCAUGGGCACAUCAUAACCAUUGCUUCUUUGGCUGGUCAUGUCGGUAUAUCGAAGCUGGUGGACUAUUGUUCUAGUAAAUUUGCUGCAGUUGGUUUCGACGAAGCAUUACGAUUGGAACUUGAACAUCUGCGCGCGCAAGGUGUAUUUACGACAGUAAUUUGUCCGUAUUUUAUUCAAUCGACAGGAAUGUUUGAUGAUGUAAACUCGAGAUGGGUUCCAACGCUUGACUCGAAUGAUGUGGCGGAUAGAAUCAUCGAAGGUGUGCAGAAAAACGAAAAAUACGUCAUAAUUCCUGGUUACUUGCGCCUAAUGUUGGCCAUCAAAUGGAUAUUUCCCUGGGGUUGCAAUUCUGGAUUCCUUCGGCGCCUAGUGCCAGAUGCUGCACCACAGCAUACUAUGACGCCAUUAUGCAGCUCGGAUUGUGACACGGCAAGUGACAUUGCUACUUCAUUUACCAGUGAUAAUAAUAAUUCUUCAAAAUCGGCCCCACUACUUGUGCACAGACAGUGCACUGGCGAGCGUGUACUAUAACUAAAUAAAACAAAGAAUCUUCUGUUUGCGAUUGAUGUUUGAUUGCGAGAAAUCAUAUUUCUGCCCGUAUCAGGAGCACCAUAGCCAUUGCAAAAUAGAUUUAACUAUUCAAAAAUGUUGCCAGAAUCUUGAAACGAGUAAGUGAUUUCGAACAUUGAAAAGCAGUAAGGAGGAAAAAAAGAUUGUAUUAGGUUUGUGAACGUAAGAUGCUAGAGGCAAAUUACGGAAGAGGUGAAAUAGUAGAAAUAAGUAUUGCGUAAGAGGUGUAGCAUUGGGAUGCAAGAUUUAUCGACAUACAUUACAAUCAAGCGUGUCGUGCUUUAGUUGAAUACGGGUAUGCAUCACUACUUGCCCAGUUAUUAAGAAUAGAGUAUCUCUUACCCGCGAUCAAUUCGUUGUGUGCAAGAUAUGCUAGAACUUUGUUAUUCUUUAUAUUGUAAUGAAUAAUGGGUAACAAUAUUGUUGUACAAAACCUGUUCAACAGUUUAAACAACCGUUCAUCAAAAUGUGAUCAAAAUAUGUGUAAACGAUGUCAAUAAA
Molecule: messenger RNA, 1819 nt
Organism: Anopheles nili
Lineage: Eukaryota; Metazoa; Arthropoda; Insecta; Diptera; Culicidae
Product: short-chain dehydrogenase/reductase family 16C member 6
Exons: 8
Coding region: 185-1279 (364 amino acids)
Cellular component (GO): lipid droplet
Molecular function (GO): oxidoreductase activity, acting on the CH-OH group of donors, NAD or NADP as acceptor
Source: RefSeq, a predicted model, not a curated record